Symbiodinium pilosum is the source of this 468-nucleotide messenger RNA. NCBI's taxonomy places the organism in Eukaryota, Dinophyceae, Suessiales, Symbiodiniaceae. The record is from the annotation of a GenBank genome assembly.
AUGGCAGGCAAGGUGCUUGGAUCAGCUCACUUGGCUUCCGAGUCUACCUUGGAAGAUGUGGCAAAGGCCCUGAGGCCAGUAUUGCGGCUUCCAUUUGCAGAAGCACAGCUUGACAUGUUUGUCGGUGAUCAGAUGGUCCAAGGGCUUCAUCCAGCAGAGUCCUGCCCACAGUUUACCAUCUCAGCAGGCGAGAGUUUCGGGCCUGGCAGAAAGUUCUUGCUGGCUAUGUCCAAGAAUGUCUUUGACCCCAGGUCAACUUAUUUCGAUGCGAAUUGGACACAGAGGAAAGCGCCGUACGUAGGUCACGCGGAAGUGGUACCCUUCCUCAAAGCUUGCGGUGUGGCCUCGAAAUGCUUCACAGUCACCAUCGCGCUCAAGGAUCACAGCAUCGAUGCCGAAUGCAUCAAUAUGGCAGGCGAAGUGCUUGGAUCAGCGCACUUGCCUUGCGAGUCUACUUUGGAAGACGUG